CAGUAGAUGGCGCAAGUGUCAAGUUGUAUGUAAGCCUACACAUCGAGACAGUUUGCAUAGAUUAGAGCUGCCGCAAUAACUCAUUGAGUUCAUCUUUGACCUGCUGUCUUCUUCUGUACACUUAGAUAUUUUCUCGACGGUGCCACGGCUAAGUCAACUAAUGUGUAUGACCACAUCAAAAGGGAAGAAAGUAAAAAUAAUUGAAUCUGUUGCCGUACACUGGAAAAAUUUUGGGGCAUUAUUGGACUUUGAUCCCAUGGGAAAUCGCUUAGAGAUAAUUGCAGUAACUGAAAGAGAGCGGCCUGAAGAAUGCUGCCGGUCAAUGUUCCAAUACUGGCUGGAUGGAAAUGGUGUUCCUGCCACAUGGAGUACACUAAUUGACAUACUAAAGAACUGUCGUCUUAGUGUCUUAGCAGCUGAAGUGAAAGAAGCUCUCAAAACUAAGGAGGGGUCAGAAAGAGGCAGCCGUGGGACUGAAGCUGAACUCCUUAACCCCAGCUCAUUCUCUACUCUCAUGUAAUGUGUCUAGACCCUUUUUUGUAACCCCAUCCUGCAUAAUUGUAACUACAUGAACCUUUUCUGGGUGAGGUUGUUUAUGACAUGGGCAGC
Molecule: messenger RNA, 609 nt
Organism: Geodia barretti
Lineage: Eukaryota; Metazoa; Porifera; Demospongiae; Tetractinellida; Geodiidae
Source: the annotation of a GenBank genome assembly